AUGACUGCUGCCGCUCCUGCUGCCUCUGCAUGUCGCAGCGGCUCCUGCGGAAACGGAGAGCGCACACGCGCGGCGUCGGAUGCAUCGCUCGACAACAGCAAAUGUGCCCACGCCCAUGCCCAUGCCCAUGCCCACGCUCACGCUCACGCUCACUCUCACGCCAACGGAGACAUCUGCCGUCCAUGCGACCAUGUAGGCAGCGGCCCCUUUGACAACUUGCCCGCCACCACUGCCUCCCCCCGCCGCUUCGACGCCAAUGGCAACAUGCAUGUCUCCAAGUCCUCCGUCUCAGCCCCGGCCUCGGCCUCCGUGUCCAUGUCCAUGGCCAGCAUGCUCUCCGUGCCAGCGACCAUUCUCACGUCCUGUCCUCUGCGCGACGUCCUCGCCAUCCUCAUCAUCUUGCUCCAACUCCCCCCAACCGUCCUCACCGUCGUUCAAUUCCUGUUCGCUAUCCUUACCUUUGUGCCUCCCCAAGCAGGCACCCCCCUCUCCGCCCUCUCCGCCUUUCCCUCCUUCACCGACAUCUUUCAGGGCUCCGGCGGCACCCCCUCUCUCUUUACCACCAUCUUCGCCGACGCCUUCAUUCUCGUCCUCUGGCUCAUUCUCUGGGUGCCUGUGCAAAACUUCUUUUUGGAUCUUGCACAGGCCGUCAUCGCCAUCGCGCUGGGAGGCGCGGUGGCGGGCAAGAAUGGCACGACCAAUAGCAUCUUCAUCUGUGUCGUCAUCAUUCUUUCCAAUCACCUCUUCAGAUUCAGGCCUCUCCGGCAACACGUGGUUCACUUCCUCUGGACCGGGCUCGCCCGGGGAGGCCUUGAAUUCUUCACGAGCCCCCCGAGUACGCCCACUUAUUUAGAAAACUUCUCAACGCCCCAUGGAUGGCCCCGGAGCCUCCUGGGCAUUCAUAUUCUCGCCCAAGGCGUCGUUCGCAUCAUCCGCCGCUCUCUAUCUCGACGAGACGUAGCUUCCCCCUCGCUGCCCACUGGCAAAAAGGCAGACCCCGAAAUAGGCGUGCUUCAGCGUGCCAACUCGCUCGCUCCCCUCGACGCCAACGCAGACGUGCCCAAUUCCUCGAGUACCGAUGGUCGGCCUCCGGGGCCGCCACCUAACACGCACUCGCAAAAGGACAAGACGAGUAGUCAUAGGCGCAAGAGGAAGCAGGCUACCCAUGUUCGCAGUCAGCAGCCGUUUUGGGCUGCCCUUGCUAGUACAAAAGUUACGGUUUUGAAAGAAAUGGAAAGCAGCCGAGCGGCAAACGACGCCGACGAGGCCAACGCAAAAGAUGCAAAUCACAUUGGAAACGCGGUUUGGAGAUCGGAAGACGAUCGUGUUUGGAUUGCAGAUGUCGGCUAUUCCGACGUCUCCUUCCGUGUCAGUUCAGCCAGUGGGGCUACGUGUGAAGACGAGGACGAGGAGGAGACAAGUACCGGUUCUGGAAUCGACCGGUCGAAGCCCUUUUACAUUCGUGUCAACGGAGCAGAUUGGAGUUCGACCCGCAUUCGACGAAGCGAGCCUAUAGGCUACCACGGUCCCGAGGGAACAGGCUUUUGGGUCGGUGAAAUCUUCGGUCUGACCGCGCUCUCUAACUACUACUGCGAGUUUGUCAGGUCGACCGACGAUGAAGUAUUCUACACCGCCAGCCUGAUUACCUCUGCCAGCCCCGUGACCGAACUCGCUUCCGUCGCCUCCCCGCCAGCACAUCAGACCCUUCGACCUUCCUCACCGACCACGACGCUCAAGAAUUCCAUUGCUGCGGCCGAUCAGCAGCUCCAAGAGCAACGAAAUCGCCUCAAACGAAACAAAAAGGAUCACAAGACUGCCAUCUCGAAUAUCAAGAAGGAGGUGGACACGCUCAGCAACCGUCUGGCAAAUGCUGGUGGCAAUGACGAACGUCAGCGCCAACGCGUUCUACAAUUCACCCAAAACAUUCGUCAAGCUGAGGAGGCUAUUGCUGAGUGCACCGAGCUAGCAGAGAACCUAGCCGCCAUUCCGGAGGACGAGGCCAAGGCGGCUGCCACCAAGAAGGCUGAAUGGAACACGGAGCGUGACAAGAAGAAGGCUGCUUCGACGGAAUUUGACACUAUCAAGGCCGAGGUGGACCAACAGUUGCAGAGCGUAGAGAGCGACAUUACGGCCACACUGCAAAAGCGAGAGCGUCUCCAGCAACGCCAGCUCAGGCUGAACGAGCAGCACGAUCGCCUUGUGACGGCCAAUCAAGAGGGCUUCACCGCCAAGCAGCGUCGUGAACAAGAAAGGGCAGCUUUGAGACAGCAUCGUGCGGAUGUCGAAAACCAGUACCGCUCCAACAUCAACGGCUACGAGCGACGGACGGAAGAAAACAACCAGUCGACCUCUCACAUGAUGCAGACCAUUCAGCACUUUGAGGAACUUCUCCAUCAGUCUCAGCAGCAACAAAUGUCUGUCCCGACCACGCCAGAAGGCCCUCUUCCAGGCACCAGCAUGUCUCCCCACUCGAGUGGUUUCGCAAGCUUCACAUUUCCCAGCCUCAACUACGGUCAGGUCCAUAGCACACCUGGCUCGAUUCGCAAUGGUCGUGGCCGCUCAUCAUCCAUGCUGAGUAACGUCUCCGGUUUCACGGAUAGCUUCGAUGAAGACAUGUCCUCGACGACGUACGCCCUCGGUAACCCGUUCAGUACGCCCGGGGCCAACGGUCGUACCAAUCGCAGUCAUGGAAGUGGUAGUCUCAGCUCCGGUACUUCUAGUCAAAGCUCCAGCCAAAGAGAUCCGUUGAGUCCUGUCCAAAGUGUGAAGCCUAUGAUGGCGAGGAGUAGUACGGGUGGGAAUGGUGGUACUGGUCUCAUGAGUCCGAUUGGCACAGGAAGGUAA
Messenger RNA from Plenodomus lingam JN3, 2844 nucleotides. RefSeq lists its product as uncharacterized. NCBI's taxonomy places the organism in Eukaryota, Fungi, Ascomycota, Dothideomycetes, Pleosporales, Leptosphaeriaceae. The record is from RefSeq and is a predicted model, not a curated record.